CCAGAUAGAACGCUUGACCACGCCAAGAGUAUAAGAGGUUCGAUUUCCGAGACUACAGGCAUCAGUUCACAGCCCCCUUUCGGAGCAAGGACUACAUCACUCUUAAAUUUCUCAUACGACAUACGAAAUAAAUUCCGGAAUAAAAAAUCGUGACCAGGAGAGCCAUCGCGAUGAAAUUCUUCCUGAUACUGUUGCUGAUAAACGUCGCGUUUUCCGCGCCGAGUAUCAAGUCGCACAACCAACAACUUCUCCGCGAUCAAUUGGAGGCCGAGGGUUACGAAUACGAUUACGGAAGCGAGCCGUCGCCCUCGUCGCCCUCUCACAGCUACAUUCCGGAUUCAACGGUGGCCGCUAGUCACGGUCACGGGGGUCACGGGGGUCACGGGGGUCACGGUCACGUCGGUUUCAGCGUCGGCGGAGGAUUGGUCAGCAUCGCACAGGGCGCCGCCGAUCAGGCCCACCAAUCCAUCGCGAAUCAGCACAGCGCGGCGGGUCAGGCGGCGUACGUCGCUAAAAAUCAGCUAGCACAAGCAGCCGCGCAAUCCGCGGCGACCGCGGCGGCGGCGCUCGCCGGCAAGCAGAUAAUCCUGCUCGGUCUGGAGCAGCAAUCGAGGGACGCUCACGUUGCCGUGGACGGCGAAAAAAUGCAGCUUCAGCAGGCGCAGCGCGCUGCAACGGCUACGCAAAACGCCGCCCAGCAGGCGAUGCAUCAGGUGCAGGUGAUGACCGCGGCGCUGAACGCCGCACAAGCAACCGCUGAUCACGCGGCACAAGCCGCUGCGGAAGCCGCCGCGGAACUCGCGUCGCAGACGGCGAUGGUGGGGCAGGCGAAGGCUCGCGCCGAAACUAUCGACGAACAAUUGAGCGCCUCGAGGACGGAUUUCGAAGCCACACAAGCUGCGGCUAACAAGGCCGCUGCCGCUGCACAAUCGGCGCAAAAUAACGCCGCGGCUGCCGCCGCCCAUGCCGCGAGUGCCGCGAGUGCCGCCGCCGCGGGUCACCACACCUCCAGUCUUCACCAGUCUUCGGUUUUGCCCGAUAAUUUUGAAUACAAGGGAUACCAUUACUGAAUAAAAUGAAAAGCCACGAUGUUCGCACAAUUUUUACGUUUAUCUUAUAAACCGUAAUAAAUUGUUCAACGCUGCAUUUUUAUACCACUAACAGAAAUCAUGAAAUUUUGAGAACGUAUAAUAAACUAGACAAGGCAUACAUUGUACGUAUAUAAACUCUGUAUGCUCUGUAAAUCGAUGUCAUUGAUUAAUCACUCAUAAUUAUUGUUAUAUCAUUGUACGACGAGUGCGUAAUAAACAUUAAAAAUCGUUGCCAUGUGAAAA
This is a messenger RNA of Athalia rosae (coleseed sawfly), 1334 nucleotides long. Its product is annotated as antifreeze protein Maxi-like. The record is from RefSeq and is a predicted model, not a curated record. The coding region runs from base 171 to 1070 and encodes 299 amino acids. The transcript has 2 exons. Lineage: Eukaryota; Metazoa; Arthropoda; Insecta; Hymenoptera; Athaliidae.